Molecule: messenger RNA, 4682 nt
Organism: Branchiostoma belcheri (Belcher's lancelet)
Lineage: Eukaryota; Metazoa; Chordata; Leptocardii; Amphioxiformes; Branchiostomatidae
Product: jouberin-like
Exons: 29
Coding region: 222-3758 (1178 amino acids)
Biological process (GO): motile cilium assembly
Cellular component (GO): ciliary basal body
Molecular function (GO): protein binding
Source: RefSeq, a predicted model, not a curated record
GACUUGGUGAUUGGUCGUAUGUUACCGACUCUUUGUAUUUAAGCCAAUGAGAGAAAAGCUGACAUUUACGAAGAAUUCCAAUUAGAUGCGGUGUCUGGCGGGUGUCAGUGCAGUUCAAACAGGUGUUGGGCGGAACAAAAACAUUGCCUAAACAACAAAACAGCAUGAAUCAUCUGAGAUAUUUAAAGUGUAUUUGAUUUGCUGCAAGGAUAGGAGAAGGUAUGGCGGAAGAAAUCGGUUUGAACUCUAUGAAGCAGCGGAGGAAGAAGAAAUCUUCCAGGAGGCCUCCGUCCAGCCCAGACCCCGAGGAGGAUGUACCAUCACCAGUUCCAGGUUCUCGGGUCAAUGACCUCCGACCCAAGACUAAAGCCAAGCUGAACCAGCUACUGGAAGCUGCCAUGGAAGAGGCAAAGACUGAGGAGGGAGGGAAGAAAAAGAAAAAGGGAAAGAAGAAACCCUCAGCAGAAACAGUGCUGGAUGCCCUUAGGGAGGGUGCAGACCUGAGGAAAGACAGUGCCGAUGAUUUAAACAGGAGUAUGGAGAACAAUUCAUAUGACAGUCCUCGGAACAACAAGAACCGGAGGAGACAGGAGGAGUCAGUCAGCAGGAGCACAGACACCUUAGAUGAGGGGGAGAGGUCACCAGGCAAGAAGAAGAAAAAGAAGAAAAGCAGACAGACAACAGAGGAUACAGAUCAGGGAGAUGAGCCAAUGACAAUAGAGGAACUAGCCUCUACCAAGAAAAAGACGAAGAAGAAACGCCCACCGUCAGCCUCACAUUCUGACAUGACCAAAGCGAACAGUGAAGAGAUGCUGGACCAGUACGAGCAGGCCCUGGAGACACGGCAGGAGGAUGAGCAGGAGGAGGAGGGGGAGGCCAGUCCUCGCAGGAAGGGCAAGGGGAAAGGGAAGAAGAGCAGGAGAAGAAAAGCUGAGUCAACAGAAGAGGAAAUUGUUGAGAGUCCCAGGAAACAGCUGGAAGAUGAGGGGAAAGUCUUGGGCAUCACCGUUCACAAGUCCGACCCUCUCAAGACUGACCUGUUCAUCCUCCAUCCACUGGUCAGGGUCCACAUCUGUGACAUGGACACUGGGAACUAUGUCAGGAAGUUAGACAAAAAUCGUCCAGUAACAUCUUUCUAUGAGACCCAGCGGCGAGAAGUGGAGUACAUCCUCCCAAUCAUGACUCAGCCAUUUGACUUUAAGAAGAAGAAGUCCAUGUUGCCAGCCUGGGAGGAACUUCUUAUCUUCAACGAGAACUUCAAUCUCUUUACCCAGGAGGAAGACCCAAGAGUGGUUGUCCUGUUUGAGGUGUUGGACUUUGUGACCAUGAGUGUUGCCAGUAACAACUACAGGUCAGAGGGUCAGCAGGGGGGCUGGCACAGGAUAGCAUGGGCCUUUCUAAAGGUUGUUGGUUCCAAUAAGAAUCUAAACACAGACAAGAAGGUCCGUUUGCAGCUGUUCUACCCACCGUUUAAGUACAAGCCCAAACCAGAUGUGGUAGAUGUGUUUGAUUGGUGGCAGAACCUUCCCCGACAGGUCUACCCGUCCACGCUGUACGUCACGGUCAAGGGUAUUAAGAACCCUGGGAAGGUGGAGGCAGCACCUAGGUCCAUGGUAGCACUGCAGGAGGAGAAAGGCAGGAUGACUUACAAAGAGAUGAAACUUACAGCAAAGCUGAAGGACAGAACCUCCAGAACAAGAGAUGAGACAGAAGGACCAGGCAGGUGGAGCAGGUUGAAAGGCCAGGUGUGCAGACUGCCCAACAAACAGACCCUGUCCCUGCAGGCAGGCAGGAUGGGCUGUAUGGUCGUCAGGUUCUCUCCUAACGGCAGGAUGCUGGCCUGUGGUUGUGCAGACAAGGACAGUUAUCCCAUCAUGAUUUAUGAGAUUCCAGACGGCAGUCUGAAGGGUACAUUCCUGGGUCAUCACAACAUUGUUUACGAUCUGUCCUGGUCACCUGACAACAACCGGCUCUUCUCAGCAUCUUCUGAUGGGACAGCAAGGGUCUGGAAUGCUGAUACCCUGGCAACCAGUGCGGAGAAGGUCCUACCUCACCCGUCCUUCGUGUACACGGUCUCCUGCCACCCCGUCCAGCCAGGGAUCAUCGUGACCGGCGGGUACGAUCACGUGAUCAGGGUCUGGAUCUCCCAGGGUGACGGUGUGUACGGACAGCUGCUGAAGGAGAUGGAAGGUCACCAGGGACUGGUCAACUCUCUCUGCUUCGACAGGGAGGGGAUGCGGAUGUUCUCAGCUGACAGUGAGGGGGUCAUCAUCAUCUGGAACACUUUUGUACAUGAGCAGCCCAGGAGAGACCCCGUGGCUGAAUGGAACCUGCACCAUCAGAUUAGGGAGGAAGAACUCAGGGGUGUGACCAUCAACAGUAUUCAGCUGCAUCAUGGUGGGCGGAGACUGUUGGUCCAUGGCAGGGACAACACAGUCCGUCUGGUGGACCUGAGACUCUACUCCGUCAUGCAGAGGUACCACGGUGCACUGAACAGCCGUCAGCAGGUCCGCAGUGUCCUCACACCGUGUGGGUCGUUUGUUAUCGCCGGCAGUGAGGACUCCUGUGCUUACGUCUGGAACACUGAGACAGGAGAUAAGGUGGCUGUGUACAGGGAGCUGGGGUACCAGAACACGGUAUGCGGGCUGGACUUCCACCCACACGAUCACAUGGUGGCCUUCUGUUGCUAUGGAGACAAUAACCCUAUCCUCAUCUACACAUAUGACCAGAAAGUUGCCAGACUAGAUGCUGGAGUGAUCUCAGAUGACCUCCCACAGCCCAUGAGCCCCGUCAGUCCCGUGGGGAAGACUCCAGUCACCCCAUUGGCCACACAGUCCACUUUCAGGGCAGAGACACCAAUGGGAGCAGACCUUACAUCUCUGCAUGAGGAGUCAAGAAGAGCCAAUCGGAUGGACAGAGCCAUUCAGCUGUUGAGCUCAGUUUCUAGGUCGCCACGAGGAAGCUACCAAUCCACUCCAGGGGUGCAGGGAACUACCAUGUUAAACAGUACAUGGGGGUCAACUUUUGACAGGACACCCUACACGCAAAGUCCCCUGAGUACUUGGAACCAGCAGCGUGGCUGGACACCAGACUUUGUCCCUGUGGGGGGACGACCAGGUAGCCCGGGUAAGGGGUCAGCACCACAGGUCUCAUUCCAAGCUCAGCGUGCCGACCAUAGGAAGAGGCGUGGGGACCCACCCCGCGUAACCUUCGACCUCGGAAGUGCCAAGAAGGGUCCAUCUGUCAGUGUGCGAGCCAACCGAGCCACAUCUCCACUCAGACAGACUGUGGUUGCGUUAUACGAUUACCAGGCUAACCGGUCAGAUGAGUUGACCAUCCAGCGAGGAGACAGGAUAACUGUCCUGUACAAGGAUAACGAGAACUGGUGGUUCGGUGAGCUGGAGGAUGGACAGCAGGGGUUCUUCCCUUCUAACUACAUCACCGAGGAAGCUGACUGGCAGGACCAGGAGACCCCCCAGGGUGAGGCUGCAGCAGGGGAAGAGGAAGACACCAACACCAGGAUGUCAGCUGUGACGACCAAGUCUGGUGAACUGAAGAUUCUGUCUGGACCUGACAGUGAUACAGAGGACACUUCACAAAAGUCAAGAUCAAGACGCAAAAAGAAGCAGGGAUCAAAAGAGAAUCUAAUAAAUACUGAGGAUGAUUCACUUGUAAGAACAACCAAGUCAAGCAGGAGGCUGAAGAAAAGAGAACAGAUCCCUGCACCGGGAUACAAUAAUUAUGGCUUUGAGAACUAGAGUGUAAAAACCACAUGGCAAAAUAACAGAACUUCUCCCUAAUAUAUGAGUGUAGCAAUACUCAGUUGGUACAUAGACACUCUUCUUGUACCAUAUUGCAUGUAGGUGUCUGUGUCAUGUUUUGAUGUAACACAUGUACAUGUAUCUCACAUUGUUAUGGUGCUGAUUUUAGUUUAUUUUACACUAUGCCUUUUAUUACUUUUUAAGAAAUUUUUUUUUAGAAAGUUGUGAUGCCAUAGAUAUUAAUAUGUCAAUGUACAUGUAUGGUUUUGUGCCAAAAGUCAAAAGAUGCACAUCAUGACAUUAGUCAGAUUUGAAUCACUGUAACAGUUGCAGAGUAUACAUGUAACACUAAGUGCUAAAAUAUAGCCGUAUUUUAUGCUGUAUUUCGUCAUUGUCAUAGUAAAUUAGUACUGAUGUCCUUUUCCUGUGCAAAAUGUGCCCUUUUAAAGCAGGCAAUUCACAUUGCACACAUUGUAUUGUACAUAUUGUAUUCUGAAUGUAUUUUUCUAUCAACCCACUUUACAGUGUAUUACUUGUAUUAAUCACUCUUGUUUUACUUUUUAUGUAAAGAUAUAGUCUUCAAGUGUUGUUGUGAGAUUGCAAUUCAAAAUGUGCUUCAUAAAAGUUCAGUUCUAUGUAACUUAGGGCAUAUGCAAUCGACCUGAGGUUUAUAAAUCUGUGUAGAAAUCAGGCUAUGUGGUUGCUUUUCUCUAGUAACUCAGGGAGGAAGGCCUUACACCAGGGGCACGUGUGAGUGUGUGCUACACUAGCAAGUAUUUUAACAUACACAUGUAAGGCAAAGGACAAGCAAGGCACAUAAAACAAACAUAACAUGAUACUGCAGCAACUGUAUAUUUUGUAUAGACAGUUUUCCUCUUUUGUAAGUUCUUUAAAACAUUUGCCAACAGCUGUUCAGCACUA